UGUAAUUUUGAUAUUUAUAUUUUCAGAAUUAUGAAAAAGCUAUGAAUAAAGAAUAAAAAUGAGACAAAUGUUGAAAACAUUUCUUGUCCUCAUGCUAGUCAGUCUGGGGGUGGGGCAGACAAGGAUACGCCCUAAUCAGAGGCCUUUACAAAAAUCGGAAGAGAUUGUAAUAGAGGCAAGUGGUAUCAUAGAGAAGGAGGGAACGCCAGAGAAGGCGGAGGUUACUCCAGAGAAGGCUGAGGUUACUCCAGAGAAAACGGAGGAAACUCCGGAGAAGGCGGAUACAAGUUUUAUGAUGGCAAAUAUGAGCUGGACCUAUGAUAUUGUUCAGUCCUCUGGCAAAUUUUGUCCUGAACGAGAUAAAUGCAGGUUUCAGCGUGACUCACGUUCACCGCAAGAGGUGGAUUGGAGGGAUAGGAAUUGUUUCUGUGAUCCUGAAUGUCGUCUUUACGGAGAUUGUUGCAUUGACGCUGCCGUAUUUGAUCCGAUAGAACAGAAAAAGAACUAUAAUUCUUUCAGUUGUGUAAACCUGCGGCAGUACGGUGAUGUGUACAUGAAGAAUGCUUGUCCAAAAACCUGGAAAAACAAGAAGAUUAAAAACUUAUGUACAGAGAACAGUAAGACUGAUCCCCUCGGAUCUAUGCCAGUUACAGCCAGAGGCUCAGGAGUCACUUACAGUAAUUAUUAUUGUUCUGUUUGUAACAAUGAUAGUAAGGAUACUGUUAUUUGGACCCCAAGGCUAGAGUGCCCAACUCUACAAGGAUAUAAUUCUAGAUUUCGAAAUAUCAGCCGGGACUAUCUUCUGGAGAAUCUGAAGUUUAAUCCUGACUCUAAACAGUGGGGAGUUGAGAUAGAUACUAUUGGUAUUCCUGUUUUUCACGACUGCUUCUUCGAUCCCUAUCUACCUGACGGUGUUUCGGAGAAAAUACGUCGGUGUAAUGCGGACACUAUUACUAGUACUUGUCCCCCUCACUGGAUCAAUGUAGGUGACGCAAAAUCUGGCGUUAACAUCUCCAGAAGAAGAGCUAUUUCUAAUUACUGUUCUGGGUACACUGCCGUUAUAUACUCGAGUAAAAGGGAUGUUGCAUACAGGAACCCGCACUGCGCUAUUUGCAACAAUGAUACCGUGGAGUCCUUGAUCUGCUUGAACCUGAACGUGAUGGGUAGAUCAGGAUUCCUUUCAGGCUUCCAACCUCAUUCAUUCGCAGUCCUCUUCGACAUCCGCGACGGCGGAGAGGUCGGUGUUGAGAAGAAGUGUGCCGAGGGGGAGCUGUGGGACCCCUUCUUCAAGAAGUGCAGGAAUAUAGUUUGCGGGGAGAGGGGGAAGGUUUGGGUUGAGGGGGUUUGCUACAACAAGGACGAAGUUCCAACAACAACAACAACAACUACAACUACAACUACAACAACAACUACAACAACAACUACAACAACUACAACAACUACAACAACUACAACGACAACAACCACAACUCCGUUGGAAACUGUUCCGUUAACUGAUAUUCCGGAAAGCAUUCCGGAUAUAGUUUUCCCUUCUGACACUUCCGAUAUAAUUUUCCCACUUGUUAACCCGGAUAUAGGUUUCCCCAAGGACUACCAGGAAAUAGAGUUCUAUGAUGAAAAACAGGAAAUAGAAUCCACAGAGCAACCGUCCAUAAACCAACCCCUAACCACAACUGUUACCACCACAACAACAUCAACAACAUCACCAACAACAUCAAAAAUAAACACAUAUGGAUACAACAGUACACUGUACCCUAUUAGUGUGUACCCUCAGCUAGGAGAAUGUACUAAAAUCCAGCUAUACCCUGGAGAGUUCAGGCUGACCGAGUCCGGGAUAAGUAUUCCUGAAUACGGGUUGACCCUUCAACCUACCAGCUACUGGACUCAGGGAGAGAAUAUAAUAAUCUGUAGUCCGGAUGAACUGCAUGCUGGAGCUACCAAGUUUUCUCCGAUUAUGGGAUAUGUCACAUUUACAUGUUUAGGACUUUCAAUGGUUUGUUUGGUUUUCCACCUGUUGGUCACUUGUAUUGCUCCUGAACUGCAGAAUUUAAGCGGGAAGAACUUAUUCUCCUUUGCACUUGCACUUUUAGGUGCGUACAGCUGUUUCCUGGCGAACAUGUUGUCUCCGGACCUCGAGGGUGAAGGAUGCUUCGCCCUGGCUCUGCUUAUGUAUUACUUCUACAUGGCGACGUUCUUCUGGAUGCUCAAUAUUGCGGUCAACGUUGCAAGAACCCUACGCCUUGCGACAACACAACUCAGGUUGUCUACCGGCCCUCAGUGGAGUAAGUAUCUGCUAAGCAGCCUGGUCGGCUGGCUGCUACCUGCAUUGUUGGUUAUUACAGCUGGGCUGAUAGACCGGCUUGAUAUACCGGAUAUGCCGUAUCAGUUUAAACCUGGAUUUGGAGGCUCCAAGAUCGGUCUUUGUUGGUUUUCUUCAAGGAGUGCUCUUCUAAUAUAUUUCGUGGCUCCUUUCUCGUUAAUCAUGCUUCUGAAUGUCGUCUUCUUUAUUUCUGCAUCUUGUCUUGUGUGGCAGUCUUCUCAAUCUACUGCAAAGAUAACAACAACAGGACCUCGGAUAAGCUUCCAUCUCUACUUGCGUCUAGCCUUGUUAAUGGGAUUAACUUGGUUGACCGGUAUCAUAGCUGGAGCUCUUGACCUGGAACCUGUCUGGUACGUGUUCCUGGUUCUAAACACACUUCAGGGUUUGUUUAUCCUGCUGUUCUUCACCUGCUCCAAGAAGGUUGUGAACAGCGUAAAGGAGAGAAUGAGCAGGGAGGAGAACGACUCCUCCACCUGGAGAUGGAGAACCAAGGAUAAAGCGGAAUCUCAGGAUUCCAACCUGUCCACUAGCGUCCUUACAACUUCUAAAAUACAUAAAUCUUCAUAUGAACAAUAUCAUCAUUACGAUCAGAGAUUCUACAGUAGUCAGUAGCGCGAAGCACCAACAUUUUAUGUUUAUUUGCUUAACUUUUGUAAAGAAUUUGUUAUGUCUGGUAAAAUUUUGUAAACAAUAUGGAGGCAGUAUCAUGAGUGUUUUUUCCAGUUAGAUCAAUACUCGUUAAAAUUUAGUUCAUUUUUUUGUAAAAUCUCUGACAAUUUUUAUAAAUCUCAUUUUAAAUGUUGACUUUUUCAAAUGCAAAACAAACACAAGUUAAAUUUUUUUUUACAAGAAACUGCUUUUAUUUAUUGGUAUGAAAGCGUAAAAUACCAAUUAAGUAUAGUUUUAGAUUAUUUUAUGCAUUUAUUGUAUUUACUCAUUAAAUAAUUAGAAUAGUGGCAUUAAGUGUUUUAGUUGUUGACCGUUAAAUUACUCAAAUAAAUUUUACUUAUGAAA
Messenger RNA from Eurytemora carolleeae, 3334 nucleotides. RefSeq lists its product as uncharacterized. The record is from RefSeq and is a predicted model, not a curated record. Gene Ontology annotation, molecular function: G protein-coupled receptor activity. Lineage: Eukaryota; Metazoa; Arthropoda; Copepoda; Calanoida; Temoridae. Gene Ontology annotation, biological process: G protein-coupled receptor signaling pathway; cell surface receptor signaling pathway. Gene Ontology annotation, cellular component: membrane. The transcript has 18 exons. Bases 59 to 2932 code for a protein of 957 amino acids.